AUGUUGGACCUACUCUGCAGUUUGUACAUGAUCUGUGACUUCUUGCACAUAUGCAGUUUGAGCAAUUACGGCCGCUGCCCUUUCCUCUGUGCCCGUCUGUUUACGACUUACCUGGACGACCUACGACCCACAACCUACUGCCCACGACCUACGACCCACAACCUACUGCCACGACCUACGACCCACAACCUACUGCCCACGACCUACGACCCACAACCUACUGCCCACGACCUACGACCCACGACCUACGACCCACAACCUACGACCCACGACCUACGACCCACAACCUACUGCCCACGACCUACGACCCACAACCUACUGCCCACGACCUACGACCCACAACCUACCUGCCCCACGACCUACGACCCACAACCUACUGCCCACGACCUACUGGCCACGACCUACGACCCACAACCUACUGCCCACGACCUACGACCCCACAACCUACGACCCACAACCUACGACCAACGACCUACGACCCACAACCUACUGCCCACGACCUACGACCCACAACCUACGACCCACAACCUACGACCAACGACCUACGACCCACAACCUACUGCCCACGACCUACGACCUGCGACGCUGGAAUUCUGUCGUAAGAUAUUUUUCUGUUUUCCACUCCUGUUUGAUGAAUGGACAAUCACGCUAACUUGA
This is a messenger RNA of Penaeus monodon (black tiger shrimp), 657 nucleotides long. RefSeq names its product extensin-like. The record is from RefSeq and is a predicted model, not a curated record. NCBI's taxonomy places the organism in Eukaryota, Metazoa, Arthropoda, Malacostraca, Decapoda, Penaeidae. Bases 1 to 657 code for a protein of 218 amino acids. The transcript has 2 exons.